This is a messenger RNA of Zingiber officinale, 5079 nucleotides long. RefSeq names its product nuclear intron maturase 2, mitochondrial-like. The transcript has a single exon. Bases 74 to 2293 code for a protein of 739 amino acids. The record is from RefSeq and is a predicted model, not a curated record. Gene Ontology annotation, biological process: mRNA processing. Lineage: Eukaryota; Viridiplantae; Streptophyta; Magnoliopsida; Zingiberales; Zingiberaceae.
ACCCUGCAACAAAAGAGUCUCCGAACCGAGUCCAUUUCCUAGGGUUCCGGCCUUUGACCUUUCGUCUCCUUCCAUGAACUGUUGCCUCUCUCUCCUCCGUCUCCACCGCCGUUUCCUUUCCUCUGCCGCCGACUCAUUUUCCAGGUUUCCUCGCCAUCCGGACUCCUUUAGACGGAUUCCUGCCUAUCCCGCUUCCCCGCCCCCGCCCCCGCCGGUGAAUCCCUCCCUUCUACCUAGCCAUCGCAGCCGCAAUCAGUGGGAAUCUCUCUCCACGGUCUCCGACGACCCUUCCUCCCUCCUACGUGAUGAUCCCAUCUCCAUCUGCUCCGCCCUCUGGGUCGACAGCUUCCGCGACCCCUCCGCCACUGCUACCAGCCUCACCCCUAUCCUACGCCGCUUUGAGCUCUGGGUUCUCGCCUACCAAAAGGCCUAUGCUGACGAUACCGGUUCGUACCUUCCCAAAUCUUCGGUCUCUAGCUCCGCCCUCCAUUCUCUUCUCGCCCUCCGCAAUGCCGUCCUCGACGGCCGCUUCCGCUGGGGUGCCCGCCUUGAUCUCCUUCUCCGUUCGCCCCGGGACACCACUGAUCCAACCACCUUAUCCAAGCGCAAGCUCCGUAUACUCCUCACCUCUACGCAGCCUACGCCUUUCCAGGACCGUGUUGUCCAGGAAGUCCUUCUCAUGAUCCUUGAGCCUAUCUAUGAAGCUCGAUUCUCCCAGAAAUCUUUUGCCUUUCGCCCUGGACGGGAUGCUCACACUGCUAUCCGGACGAUCAGAAGAAGCUUUGCCGGUUAUCUAUGGUACAUCAAAGGUGACGUCAGCACCAUUCUUGAUGGAGUGAAGCCUGGAUUGAUCAUCAAUGCGUUGAUCCGGGAUGUUAGGGAUAAAAAAGUCGUGGAUUUGAUUAAAUCAGCCCUAACAGCCCCAGUGAUAAUUGGUCGCCCCACCGAUGAGGAGAUUGCUAAGAAGAAGAAAAAAAGUAGGAAGCAUCAGAAAAAGAGGGUAUUGGCCGAGGACGAGCCCAAGCCUGAUCCGUACUGGCUAGAAAGUUUCUUUGGUUUUGCUCCGGUGGAGGCUGAAAAGAAUCCAAAUUGGGGGCAUUGUGGAGUCUUAAGCUCAUUACUUGCCAAUGUGUAUCUAGAUGAGCUUGACAGAUGGAUGGAGGAGAAGAUUAAGGAGUUCUACCAACCCUCAAAGUCUGAUGUUAUAUGGACUGGGGAUGAUGCUGAGCACGGGAACACAUCAUGGCCAGAGUUUGUUCCCACUAGCGGGCCUGACAAGACCAGAAAAAUGGACUAUAUUCGCUAUGCUGGUCAUUUUUUGGUUGGAGUUAGGGGUCCUCGAGCAGAUGCUGCAGUGCUAAGGAAACAGCUAAUUGAGUUUUGUGAUCAGAGAUACCAGCUCAAGCUUGAUAACGAGAAUCUCCCGAUUGAGCACAUCACCAAGGGUAUUAUGUUUAUGGAUCAUGUACUCUGCAGGCGAGUAGUAUAUCCUACACUUAGGUACACAGCAACUGGGGGGAAGAUCAUCAGUGAAAAAGGUGUAGGAACACUUCUGUCAGUCACAGCAAGUUUGAGACAAUGCGUCAGACAGUUCAGGAAGCUGAACUUCUUAAAAGGAGACAGGGAUCCUGAUCCGCAACCUUGUUUCAAAAUGUUUCAUGCAACACAAGCACACACAAAUGCACAGAUGAAUAAAUUCUUGCAAACUAUGGCGGAGUGGUAUCGUUAUGCAGAUAACCGCAAGAAGGUUGUGAACUUUUGUUCCUAUAUCAUAAGGGGUUCAUUAGCCAAGCUCUAUGCUGCUAAGUACAAACUGCGGUCUAGAGCGAAGGUCUACAAGAUUGCAUCAAGGAAUCUAGCCCGCCCUUUGAAGGAUAAGAAGGGUCAGUCCCCUGAGUAUCUGAACCUGUUGAGAAUGGGUCUCCUGGAUUCAAUUGAUGGUCUUCAGUACACUCGGAUGUCUUUGGUUCCCGACGCAGAUUAUACCCCAUUUCCUGCUGGGUGGAGGCCAGAGCAUGAGAAGGUUUUGCUGGAAUACAUUAGGCUUCUGGAUCCCAAGACUCUAGAGGAUCAACGAUCUUGCCUUAGGGAGGAGGGGCUUUCUACGCCUCAAGAUUUUGUUUCUCUGCUGGUCUGGAACUAUAAAAGGAAUGCUAUUAUGUUGCCUCCCUUGGGGGAGAGUGAUACCCAGAGAGCUAAAGAAGAAUUGCUGGGAUCUACUUGUACUGAAAUGAAGGAUCAGACGGUUUUUGAGGAAGAGAGACAAGAAUCUCUUCAGGCAGCACAAAUUUGAUAAGUAAGAAAUCAUAGAUGAAGGUAACUUGGUUAUUGGCUGAGAGAGCAAAAUGUGAAUCUCGCAUCACAUAAAAACGGACAAAUAACAGGCCACCAUGAAAGCUGCUUCACAUUUUGAAGUGAGUAACACAUAUCAAGUGGAAGUAAUUUGGAACCAGUUCUCUGUAUAAUCAGAUUAUGCUGUAUAUUUGGGGUCCUUUACGAAUACAUUUUAGAAGGUUGAUAAAAAAAAAGCAGAUACCUUAUGCCAGUUGCUUGGGAAAAACCAUGUGAAAAUUAGAAGAUAGUUGCAUAUGGGAUCUUAACCUUGCUUCCAACAUCCUAGUUUGAGUUUGACUUUAUACACCCAAAUGGGUCUUUCUAUUAAAUGCAUGCUCAGAAAAAAAAAAGUUUGGCCAAAAGGUGUGUGGUUCAAUUAGUGAUGUUCUGUGCUGUCAUUUCACAUUUGGACUCCAAAUUAUGUAAGUUCGAUUAAUUUAUUCAUCAUUGAUUGGCAAGAACAUAAACAAGUAUCAUUGCUUUGUAUGAUAGUUUAGUUAGUUGACUUUGAUGUUAUAUAUAGAUGGCAUUUACCCACUAUACGGAAAUAUACUCAAAUCUCCAAUUCUUUCUAGCAACAUAGAUAUUUAUAUCUAUGGUUUUUGUUUUUAACUUUUCAAAAAAAUCCUGACUUGUAUGGAUGAAAUGAUAGAGGUUAACUUAAUCAUUAGAGCCACAUUGAUAUUGCCGUGGAAACAAAGGAUUCAUGAUUUUUGUAGUUAGUUUAUUGAAAGCAAAAUUUGCUUGGUGCCAUUGCUCCAAUAACGGCUACUGGAAGUUUGGAAUUUCUACUAAGCAUCACGUGAAAUUUAAAUCAGGAAAGUUGAACUAUGUUUAAUCAUGUUAGGCACACGAUUACAAUAAGUAGUAAGAUGGAGUGUACAUUAGUGAAUAAACUUUGUUCAAAAUAAUGUUGUGGAAGAUGUCUAUCUAAUAUCUAUUGGUGAAAGUUGUGGUGAAGAAUGCCUUAUGUAAUGCAUGGAAUUCGAGGGAAUUUCUCAAGAGCAAACGUUGAAGAGUUCCCAUAUGAAACACCCUUUUUUUUUCCGGCAUUGUGCUGCUCCAUUCACUUCCCCACUCAUCAUCACAUUAAGUCGUGUUAGUCCAAAAUAUUCAUUGUCAGCUUUAUGAAUCUUAUCCUUCUCUUUGAACUCUACAAUUAAUAUUCACUCUAAAAUCUUUUUUAUCCUCUUCCUAUACCUGUCACUCAUUCAACUUAAUUCAAUCUAACUUUUCUAAGUAAAGAAAAAAAAUUGUAAACGUUGAUAUUGUCUUAAUUCUUUUUUCUCAUUUAAUUUAUUAGAGCUGCACAUAAUUUCCCUCGUGUCAAUCUUUUUUUUUGUCUUAGUAAUAUUACACAUCCAUCUAAGUGUUCUAGCUUUGCUAAUUUUAUAUCUAUAUCUAUAUCUAUAUCUAUAUCUUACAGUUCUCACCUUGUGAGCACAACAAAUCUUAGAUAUUGAAGGCUAUUACAUUUAUCUCUGUCCAUUUUCACUAUUCUCUGACCCUUUUUUUUAUUAUUGAAACUACAUUUUGUAUGUCCAGGUUUAAUUAUGCUUAACAUAAAUCUUUAGUUGCUAAAUUUUUUCUAAGAAAUUAGUUUCGAAUUUAAUCUAUUGCACUUUUUUCCAUUAGCACAAUAUCAUUAACAAAUAAGAUAAAUAAAGGAUUGAUUCAAUGCACCACUUACAUACUGAAUAUUAUUGGUUCUGUCAUUCUAUAAGGUAAGAGGCAUUUAGGUAACUGAUUUUUUAGUAUUUAAUAUUCUAAUUAGAAUAGUUUCGUUGGCUUUCAUACUCAUGACUUAGUGAUUUUCUAUUGGUUUUAACUAUGCAAAUUAGGUAAAGAUCAUUUUCUUAAAACAAUGUCUAUUUUUUAGGUUAAACCUUUUACAUGUCCAAAUAAAGGUGUUUUAUGUAUUUCUAUGCUCUGGUGUUAAUGAUACCUUAGUGUAUGCUUUUAUAUGCAGGGUUACGUAUCAAGCCUGAAUAUCAAUUUUUACAUGAUGUAUAUGAAUAAUUUUCGACAAAUCUGAGUUGAUCAAUGAUCUACUUUGCUGAUUAAUUAUCUAGGCAAAAGUCAUCUUGAGUGGACCAGAUACAUGGAGCGUUUAGAAGUCAAAUGUGACUACCUAAAGCUUGCCUCUCUCUUUUAUGUGCUUAACCACAUAGUCUAUCGGUCAUAUGUUUAUAUUUGUUUACCCAUUUUCUUUGCCCUUUCCUACUUUACAAGCCAAUUUGAUGAUACCUUUGAGAAAUAUUUAGUUAGAAAAGAAAUAAUUGAUAAGUUUUUAUAGUCUCUUCUCAUUUGUUGUAUGUGGUUGAUUAAGGCAAGAAAAGUCUCCUCGGGGCGGUGCGAUGGUUAAGACAUGGGGUGUUGUCACAUGAGGUCUUGGGGUCGAAACUCGGCGUGACCGAGCAUAACCUCCCUCAUGUCUUGGCCAUUUGCACUAAUGGCUAGUAGCCACCCGUGAUUUACCUCCUCUGUGUUGGUCUAGGGACGGGUUGGCGGGGGCGCUGGGACGAGCGAAUUGCUUUUUGCCACAUGAUUAAGGCAAGAAAAGCCAAAAGGUGAGAAAGGCAAGUAUAUGAUUCAUGUGACCACAAUAAUUUGCAGGCACUUGAUGCUAUUUUGCCUAAUGUUAUUAUGCUUGUUAUAGCUCUGUGUUUUAGAUGAUGAAAAAGAAGCACAUGGUUGCUCGUCCUGUUGAUGCUUUAGCUUAGUGGAAGUUCUCUUACUUUUUGU